UGACACGCCCAUAAGGGGUUGAAGCGCCGGGCUCUACCGACCGCACUCGAGACGCUGCAAGAUACCGGACAGAUUCCUAAGGUGCAUCUUAGUCCUUAAGUGAUCUUCGAGAUAGAAAGGAACGAAUAACGGAAUUUCCUUCUAUUACAGACUAUCAGCUGAGGAGGAUAUUGGAGGUGAGCGGUGAACACGGAGAGGAACUGUGAGCUUGCUGUAAGAGGUGUCAUACUGAGAGAAAGAGAGAGAGAGAGUGAAAGCAUAGCCCUUUUAGAUCCAUGGCCUGAUGAUCUAAGCCAGAGCUGACACAUCAGCCAUAAAAGCUGAAAAACAGAGCCAUAGACAUCUGUCUAACAUUAACAUAAAUGCCAAUAUGCAGAAUCUGAGGCUGCUCAUCUUAAGCAUGCUGUUUUACUCAGCAUUCUCUGCAACUCUGAAAGCCCAAGAGAUGUCUCAGACUCUGUUUUUUCGGGAAGACUUCCAUAUCCCCGUGCCGGCCGAUGGAGCUGACGUGACGUUCCGGGCUUCGAUUGCCCGAAGCCAAGAGAAGUCGCUGAUGAGUUCUGGAAAGGUGGUGGAUCUCCGUGCCAAACUCAACUCUGCUUCGAGCCACCUGAUCUUGGAGAACGUUGGAGAAAGUGAUGAAGGGGUCUACACCAUCACAUCUAACCAAAAUCCAGAGGAUGUUACACGCAUCACACUCUAUGUUAGAGAUUGCUCAAGUGAGGUCAUCGUUAUGUACGGCUUAGAUUUUCAUGUAUCACUGCAUGAUAACUCGGAGCCAGUGCGUGUGGGCUUUCGCCACAGCACUGUGGAGGCCAAUCAGACAUCAUUGCCGGCUGACGAGCUGCUGAAUGCUGACGGAACGCCCAAGGAGAAUUACCUGGACCGCGUUGAGAUCACUCCUCAAAAGUUCACUUUGCAUGCCGUUACAGGGGCUGAUGAAGGCAGUUACACCUUUAGUGAUUCCAUUGGGAAAGUCCAGAAGAAGAUCUGCCUGAACGUGAAAGCACAUCAGAUAUUUGAGACCCUUUCAUACGGUGGCACUCUGAAAAUAAACUUGCACAUGAAUAGCUCUUUAGCUCGCCUUCUGUACAUCCCUCAGUCUGAUAAACAUAAGUAUCUGAUUAUGGAUAACGGAGAGCUCAGCCUGCCUCUUAACGUGGAUCUUGAGGGUCGUCUCUCGUUGGAGGAUUCUUUCUGUCUUCUGACGGAUGUGAGGGCCAGCGAUGCUGGAGUUUUCAGUGUGACUGACCGUCAGGGAUUCCUGGUGUCUGAUGUCCACCUGGAGAUACAACCGUACAGGCUUCCUAAACUCUAUAUUGCUAUCAUUGCUCUGGUGGCAUUUUUGGUGUUACUGCUGUUGGUGUGCUUGGUGUCAUGUCUGGUGAAGAUACGCAAACGUGCAGCAAAGGCCAGAGCCAUUGAGGAGAAAGCCCAGAAUGCAGGCAAAGUGGAGGGAGAUGCCUUCAGACAGGUUGUCAAAGAUGCCUGCACCCGUCAGAAUGAUGAAGCCCCGGCCCUGUCACAGAAAGAAGACAUCACUGAGAAAUCACAAAGCACAGAGGUCAGCAUUAAGGGUUUGGAGGUGUCUACUAAAGAGCCAAGCCUUCAAGAGAGGAACAUGGAGACCAGUGACUCUGGAGUAGGAUUUAAUACCACUGGGCUCCCGCUUGACAGUGACACUGAUGCACCAACAGCAGCCAUAGCAGAUUCUGAUGCAUUGAGUUCUUCUGCUGCCCCUGAUGUCAAAGCCGUUCCCAACCAAGCUCCAGAGUCAAAGACAGCCCCCUCACCUCCAAAACCAGCACCAACCACUGAUCUGAAACCAGCACCCGUGGCCAAGUUGACUGCUCCUCCACCACCUUCUCCCGAACCCAAACCAGCAGUAACACCUGAACCUGAACCUAAGCCUGCGGUCACACCAACACCUGAACCCAAACCUGCAGCUACACCUGAACCGAAAAUGACCAUCUCACCACCACCAGAAACAAAACCGACCUUAAGCCCAUCACCAGAUCCCAAGCAACCUGUGACACCUGAUCCGAAACCAACAACUGAAGUUAAACCAAUUCCAAGUCCAACCCCUGAACCUCCCAAAGCAGUUACACCAACUCCUGAAGCAAAACCAGCUGUUACUCCAGAUGCCAAACCAGCAGUUUCACCUACUCCUGAACCCACACCAGCUAAAGUUGGCACUCCUGAACAGAAACCUGCUGCGAGCCCAACACCUGAUCCCAAGACUCCGGAUCCUAAACUGGUUUCUCCUGAGCCUAAACCAAGUUCACCUACUCCACAGUCUAAACCACCAGUCUCGCAGAUUCUCGACUCAAAACCAACCACAAAUGGUACUCCCGAAUCCAAGGCUGACAUCGAGUCAGAGCCAAGUGCACCCAUAUCUCCUGGGCUGGAUGUGAAGGGCAAAACCCCUGAUACUGGGAAAAGCUCAGUCAAAACUCCUGAGCUCAUCUCCAGUGGAGGUCUAGACUCGGCUGCCCCCAAUGACAGUGCACCACCUUCAAGCACUGAUGGAGCUGCCACCAACUGAGAUUAAAACCACAGCCGCAUUCCUGCCUCCUCCUAGUGUAUUAACCACCACAGACAAUCGAGACACUAGUCUUAACAACAAAGAAGAGCUAAAUGACUUCCUAAGGGGGUGGGUUCAGUCUCAGUCUUUUGAGUCUCACUUUUAAUACAAUUAACAUGCAUCAAUAGAAAGAUCCACUGUAAAUCCACUCAGUUUACUAAUAUGUAAUCACCCUGUAGCAGAGUUCGAGAGAAGAAGCAUUUCUGACCUUACACCAUUGGCUAAUUUAAUACAGAAUGAGGGAGGCUGUCUGGGAUAUUCCAAGAAAGUGUACAAAGAUAAAUCUCCCUUCACAGAAAUAAUACAUCACUGCAUGAAGAUAUUGAGAAAAUAAAUUAUAUUAUCAGUUCCGUAAUCCAAGUUACUGUGGUUGAAUUUGGGGAAAGGCACACAGGAACAUGGGACAUUAGUCAUUUUCAUUCUUUAUGAGAUCAUCUCUGCCUCAUUUCGACCAGUCGGAGAAUCCAAAUAGCUGGACUAAUACUGAGAAAGCGACCAACCUUCUGCUGUCAGAGGACUGGAAAAGUGGAAGAAUCAUGUGUCACUUUGACCCAUGCAAGUCAACAUGUCAUUUUGACAAGGGAGAUGAAUGAGGGAACUACAGAAGUGCAAAGCAGAAGGAAGAAAUACCAUUUCACCAAAAAAAAAAAAAAUAAUAAUAAUCACAAUCCUUCAUAGACUAAUCUGUGACUCUGUGCCUGGAGGACAUUUUUGAGAAUCUUCUUCUAUCAAUCCAACCUAUGGAUGUUCUUGUCCAGAGAUGUGACAGUGCACAUUUCCUGUUCAGUCAGUAACAAAAAUAUUGCUGUUGAACUCUUUCCACGAAGUUAAAAAAAUUUGUUUAAAAAUUGGAUGAAAAAAAAAAUGGUUGACCAGAAACAGAUGUUGGCAACAGUAUAUGUAAACAGGUUUGCUUCAUUGAGUGAGCUGUGUCUGAUAUAUCUAAAUAGUGAGGCUGUCUCCAUCAUUAGUGAGUUGUGUGGUGCAUUGUGAUUGGAAUGAAUUGAUCCUAGCACCAUUUUGGCGCUAGGUUCACAAAAGCAAUUAUGCAAAUCAGGUGAAGAGGAAAAUGCGACAAAAUAUUGAGUGAGUGCUCAGUUGUGGAGGAUACAGCAGACUACUGCAAUAUGCUGUACUUUUACUGGCACCUUACAGAAUCUCGAAAAUCACUGCGAUACAAACACCUGAACUGGCUUUCUAAAAUGUAAAAAGCAUUCUCGGUUGCAUACCAUCAUGUGAUUAUUUCAUUCAUCAUUUGAUGAAUUAAUCCCACAAUCAAAAAUGUACUCAAACAUAGACAAAUUACAGAAAAGCAGGUGUGUUUGGGUUAAAAAGAAUGGCAGUGAUUGCAGGUGGUUAGUGAAUAAGACACUUUUUUAUGCUGAAAUACAGUGCGCAAAAGUGGCGCAAGCAGAAUGUAAAAUUUGCUUGAGGAGCAAGUGGACAUGGUUUGUAAGAAGAUCUGGAUUGUUUGUGUUGCUACAAUGUUCCACAAAUAAUUUUGGAUUUAUAGUCAUAGUUGUUAGACAAUACAGUCUCACAUAUCAGUUUACAUAUAUUCCUGGUGCCUCCAGUAAAACCUGAACACCACUGCCUGUUAAUGUUGUAUGAGUCCAGGAACCCGCUAAUACCACACUAUCUGUGGGAGCUGAUGUUAAAUCACAGUGAGUAGUGGGGAUGGUAGCUAACUCGAUAUUCGUAUCAACGUCUUGAAGUGUGGGCAGAUCUGAUAGACUGGAGGUUUGUGGGUAGAUUUUCUAACUGAUGAUCACUACCUCACAUUUAAGCCUGACUAAAGUACUCAACCACUAAUUAAACAACAUUGUAAUGUAUGCUGACAUUAAAUUAAAAAAUAUAUAUAGAGAUUUUUGGCAAAGCACAAGGUUUGAAAUGCAAUCUAAGGUUUACAAAACUCAAUCAGAUAUUUGGCAAUGCCUUUCUCACAAACCUCUGAAAAUGGCCUUGUUCUUUCUCAGCCUUUAACAGCUGUUUUAAUAUCGGUGCAAGGAAAUGUCACUUGAAAGUCAUAUAGUCUUAGUGUCACAUCUCAUAAUGUAAAUAUCACAAACCCUAGAUGUCAUAACCAUAGGAGCACUGUAGCAUUCAAACGUAAAAUGAUGUGACAAAACAAAAUUUGAUUUGUGACCAAAUUUGAUGCAUAGUAAAUAAAUCUGACUCAAAUGGCUUAUGAGCAAACCUGAACCAUAUUUUUGUGAUGUUAAAGAUGCACUCAGUAAUUUUUGUUCGUUGCACUGGUCACUUGAAACUGGUCUUGGACCCGCACUGACACCUAGUGGUGUGGAGGUAGAAUAACACAAAACCAAUAGUUUUAGAUUGUAGAAAUGCUCUGUCAACUGUGAUCAGUUUAUAAUGAAUGAAAGUGUCUAAUGAUAGGAGGGGUCUUCGAGAUAAAGAGAUAAAGUAGUAUUCAGCUAGUCAUGUGAUUUCUACGCCAUGUAAAAAAACAACAAAAAAAAAAACAGCAGUUUGGGCUGAUAUUUAAACAUAUUUCAAAAGUGUUAUUAAUUUGUUUAGCUGUAAAACGCUUUUUUUUUAAAUUACUGAGUCCACCUUUAAAGUUACCCCCCCACACACACACUCUCUGUUUGGAGAGAGAGAGAGAGUCAGUAUUGAAGAACAUCUUAGCAAUAUAAAAAUGUGCAGAUACACACUGAUACAUGUACACAUGCAUAAUAAUAACUUGUUUUGAAGUAUGUAUUGUGAGGUUCUGUAGUUUGGCCUCUAAGUUCCAGAUUCUUUCGUUUCUCACGAUGAUUCACAGGCAGGCAGACACAGGAGGGGUUUUAUCAUUUUUUAUACAAUACAAAACCUAUGAACGUAGUGUGCUCCCUUCAGCUAAUCCCAUUGGCUGUUAAGCGUGAGCUUGAUUUCACAUGCCAAUACUUUCAUCUCCAGCAAAUGAUGUCACUCUUAAGUGCAUCCCAGUAAUGCACAUUACACAGGUUUCCAGGCAAAAUCAAUUUUCCUCUGAUCCUCCCUGAAUCAUCACAGUGUCUUAUCGUGCUUAAGAUAUUCGCUUCCCUUCAGGACACUGCCACUAAUAUUAGUCUUGUAUCAUGACAUGAUUACUGUCUGUUUUUGUAUUUUGUGUGUUGUAUGUAUGUGGGUGCAAUUUGGUAUUUAUGAAGAGAGAUUAUAGAUGUUAUUCAUCAUUGGCAACAUCAGGAGGCCUGUAUGUGUUUGUACAAGUGCAUGUGAGUAUGUCUGUGUGUGUCAGUGUGUUAGCAAGAAACUCCAUUGGAUAGCUGUCAUUUCAAUGCAAUUAGCAAUGUCCUUUUUCUCCCUGGCUGGCUGGUAAUUGCUGUUCCUUUUUAAGUGGUAUUAAAUUCAGAUUCAAUUUAAGAGAGUGCACAGUGCGAGAUUUCUAUCAGAACGGACUCCAUGCUGUCUUGUGAUACCCGACUGCUAUCUGUUUUGAUACCAAGAUAGCUGUGUUACAGGUCACUUUGAUUUAGUCAGCGCUCAAGGCUACACCACUGGAAUAGUAAUUCAGUUUAUAUAGCGCUUUUCCCUUGCUCAAAGUGCUUUACAAAAUUCAGACAAUAAAGUAACGACGCAUCGUCAUUGCAUGCUAUAGAGUUACGCUCCCAUAGUGCCCGUCUGUGCUAGUGUGGUCAUGCAUAUGUAGGAGGUAGUGUGUAGAUGUCUAAAAGUACUCUGAUUUUCAUGUAUCGCACGGCUCUGCAGGUCUCUGAUUGGAUAAUUCCAUUGUGUAAAACAUCCCUGCUAUGGAUGUCACUGAAAAUGUUGCAUUUAAUAUGUCACCCUAUAUCUUUCCAUUCCAUUGGUUAGACCUGAUUGGUCGAAAACAUUCUAAAGGGCAUUAAAGGGAUAGUUCAUCCAGAAAAGAAUAUUUCACUCACAAUCUUUGCGUUCUAAAACUGAAGUCUCUGAAGGAAGAACAAAGUACAGGUUUGAAACAACAUGAGUGUGAGUAAACAAACCAAUUUUCAUUUCUGGAUGAAUUAUCCCUUUAAUCAAUACUCAGAAUUCAAUGGGUGUGGAAUUAUCUCUCAAGAGUGAGGAAAAUGAGCGGUGAGAAUGUAUAGAGAAGCCCAAGUAUCCUGUGGUGUUGUGCGUGUUUUAAGUAAACUCAACGUGCAGUUGUGUUCCACAGGUGCAUGAGAGGUUUCUGCCUCUCUUUUCCUCUCCUUAUUCCACCUGAGUGAUGCUCUACAGUUUAUCAGUCCCCGUUCUUCCUUUUUGCACAAACACAACACAUAAACAUUUUGUAAAGAAGUGAUACUUCCUUUAUUUCAUGCCUAGAAAUGAUAAUAAAUGAUUUUAAAAUGUUUCAAA
Messenger RNA from Onychostoma macrolepis, 6904 nucleotides. Its product is annotated as cell surface glycoprotein 1. The coding region runs from base 371 to 2545 and encodes 724 amino acids. NCBI's taxonomy places the organism in Eukaryota, Metazoa, Chordata, Actinopteri, Cypriniformes, Cyprinidae. The transcript is spliced from 11 exons. The record is from RefSeq and is a predicted model, not a curated record.